AUGCAGGUGAGGUCUGCUAAGCGUGUGAGUACAUACAUAUGCUCUGCUUGUCGGGUGGCAAGGCGGAGCGGCCUGAAGAGAUACGCCUCGACCUCACCUGACAUCUAUGAUGUUGUCGCUGUUGGUGGUGGUCCAGCUGGACUCGCGCUUCUGAUGGCAUUGAAAUCGUCACCGAAGACCAGCCAUUUGAAGACCGCCCUGAUCGAGACCCAGGAUCUGGCCAAGCAAUCUCAAUGGACACUCCCAUCUCAACAGUACUCAAAUCGGGCAAGCAGCUUGACGCCCUCUUCUGUCGAGUUUUUAGAGAAUUCUGGCGCCUGGGCCCACGUCGAUCCAGAUCGCACUCAACCCUACAACGCGAUGCAAGUCUGGGAUGCUAGCAACGACGCCUCCAUACAAUUCGACUGGAAGGCCGACGCACAGCGCUACAAUGCUUCCCCGAGAAGUGUAGCCACCAUGACCGAGAAUGCUAACCUGACAGCCGGCUUGUUGAAGCGCAUUGAAGAACUUGGAGCCCUUGAUAGCCUGCUUUCCAACACCAAAGUUUCCUCAAUUCAGAUGGGCGAGGAUGACUCAGAGGGGCUAGACCUUUCCAACUGGCCAGUAUUGUCUCUGCAAUCCUCCUCCGACAGUUCAGACCUUUCCCGAAUUGCGGCUCGACUAUUGGUAGGAGCUGACGGAUUCAACAGCCCGGUGAGGGCGUUUGCCGGCAUCAAUUCUCACGGCUGGGAUUACAAUCGACAUGGUGUCGUUGCAACCAUAAAAGUCGCCAAUUCAGAAGUUCUGCAAGACGCUGGCGCAGUAGUCGCCUAUCAGCGCUUCCUACCAAAGCUAGGAGGCCCUAUUGCCAUUCUCCCUCUGCCUAAUGGCCACGCUUCUUUGGUGUGGUCAACAACCCCUGCAAACGCCGCAUUUUUGAAGUCACUGUCUGCAGAAGAAUUUGUGGCUAUGGUCAAUGCUGCCUUGCUGCUUGAGCAGACUGACUUGACCUUUAUGCUCAACAAAGACAAUGGGUCCACGAUCACGCUUCUGGACGAAUUUCAAUGGAGAGAAAAACAUGUCGUGGGCCAACACGGGCUGACGUUGCUGCCCCGAGUUCUGUCAGUGCAGGAAAAUUCCGUGGCAUCCUUUCCGCUCCGGUUCCGCCAUGCGACAACACUGACUGGUCCACGGAUCGCACUUAUUGGCGAUGCUGCGCACACAGUCCACCCACUCGCUGGCCAAGGUCUGAAUCUCGGACUGGCGGAUGCCAGAUCUCUCGCGGAGACGGUCGCAUACUGCGUGGAGCACGGCAUGGACAUAGGCGACAGUAUGGCGUUGGAACGCUACGGCGGCGACCGAUUCGGGAAGGGACUUCUUAUGUGUGGAGGCGUGGACGCGCUGAAUUGGAUGUACCAGCUUGGCACAGGCGAUGGCAUCAUGUCAAAUGUGGUGAGCGGUGCUCGUGGUUUGGGCAUGAAGUUCUUCGGGAGUGGUUUUGCCGAACAGACUGGUUUGAAGGGCCGGAUCAUGAAAUUAGCGGAGGGAAGCUAG
Messenger RNA from Cyphellophora europaea CBS 101466, 1533 nucleotides. RefSeq names its product ubiquinone biosynthesis monooxygenase COQ6. Gene Ontology annotation, molecular function: 2-octaprenyl-6-methoxyphenol hydroxylase activity; FAD binding; oxidoreductase activity, acting on paired donors, with incorporation or reduction of molecular oxygen, NAD(P)H as one donor, and incorporation of one atom of oxygen. The transcript is spliced from 2 exons. Gene Ontology annotation, biological process: ubiquinone biosynthetic process. The record is from RefSeq and is a predicted model, not a curated record. Gene Ontology annotation, cellular component: mitochondrion. Bases 1 to 1533 code for a protein of 510 amino acids. NCBI's taxonomy places the organism in Eukaryota, Fungi, Ascomycota, Eurotiomycetes, Chaetothyriales, Cyphellophoraceae.